This is a messenger RNA of Hemiscyllium ocellatum (epaulette shark), 9566 nucleotides long. It is a transcript of the gene uhmk1, whose product is annotated as U2AF homology motif (UHM) kinase 1. Gene Ontology annotation, biological process: positive regulation of translational initiation; regulation of protein export from nucleus; peptidyl-serine phosphorylation. The transcript is spliced from 8 exons. Gene Ontology annotation, molecular function: protein serine/threonine kinase activity; ribonucleoprotein complex binding; ATP binding. NCBI's taxonomy places the organism in Eukaryota, Metazoa, Chordata, Chondrichthyes, Orectolobiformes, Hemiscylliidae. Gene Ontology annotation, cellular component: neuronal ribonucleoprotein granule; nucleus. The record is from RefSeq and is a predicted model, not a curated record. Bases 162 to 1469 code for a protein of 435 amino acids.
AGUGAGAGCGAGCCUGUGGCCUUGUUUACAGGGCCCGGAGAGGUGGAGGGGGUGGCCGCCUGUCGAGCCGAUCUUAGCUGGACCGGGAGCCAGCGGCCGUCCCGCAGCGAAACACCGUUAACCAUCCCCGACCUCUUCCAGCGAACUCUGCUCCAAGGCAAAUGGCCUCCUACGUCGGAGCGAGGCCCCGGGGCCCGAGGCCCAGGCCCCGGUAUCAUGCGGGGGGCGGCUGGUACUCGGAAGAAGAGCGGCUCAGCAGCAACCUGCCGCCGCUUGGCGUCUUCCAGGCCAACGGGCGGCUGUGGCGGGCGCAGCGGUGCCUCGGUAAAGGGUCGUCGGCCGCCGUCUACCGCGUGACAUCGGGGGCGGCCCGGGCGGCCGUCAAACAGUUCGUGCACGACACCAAGUCGGACUACGGCUUUUUGACCGAGAGCGGGGUCUUGGAAGACCUGCAGGGCCACAGGAAUAUCGUGACUUUAUAUGGGAGAUUUUCCAACAUGUCCUACACAAACCAACGUUGUAACUGCAUUUUGCUGGAAUUGUUGGAUGUCAGUGUCUCAGAGCUGCUGCUACACUCCAUUAAUCAAGGCCAUUCAAUGUGGAUGAUCCAGCAUUGUGCACGGGAUGUACUCAAUGCACUAGCUUUUAUUCACCGAGAGGGUUACGUACAUGCAGAUCUCAAACCAUGUAAUAUACUGUGGAGUGCGGAGGAUGAAUGCUUUAAACUCAUUGACUUUGGGCUCAGUUUCCAAGAAGGCAAUCAGGAUGUAAAAUAUAUUCAGACAGAUGGUUAUAGAUCUCCUGAAGCAGAGCUACAUAACAUGCUAGCUCAGAUGGGCAUGGAAAGCAACACAGAAUGUACAACUGCAGUUGAUAUCUGGAGCCUUGGAAUAAUUUUGCUGGAGAUGUUCUCGGGAAUAAAACUGAAAGAGACUAUCAAAUCUCCACAGUGGAAGGCAAACAGUUCUGCCAUCAUCGAUUCCAUUUUUGCAAGUAAAGAUAUGGUAUACUCGGCUAUCCCAGUUUAUCACCUCAGAGAUGUUAUCAAAAGUAUGCUUCAUGAUGAUCCAGCACACAGAACUACAGCAGAACAUGCUUUAUACAACCCUUUCUUCAGCAUUCCCUUUGCACCUCAUAUUGAAGAUUUGGUUAUGCUUCCAACACCAGUGCUGAGACUACUCAAUGUUAUUGAUGAUAGCCAUCUUCAGUGUGAAGAAUAUGAAGAUGUUGUGGAAGAUGUGAGGGAAGAAUGCCAGAGGUUUGGACCAGUUAUGUCUCUGCUCGUCCCAAAGGAGAAUCCUGGUAAAGGCCAGGUUUUUGUUGAAUUCAGACGUGCGGCUGACUGCAAAGUGGCCCAGCAGAUGCUGACCGGAAGAAUGUUCGAUGGCAAAUUUGUUGUGGCUACGUUCUACCCGCUUUGUGCCUACAAGAGGGGAUAUCUGUAUCAUACCGUAGUUGCUGACACCUAAGUUACAACAGGGCUCACCAUAUUUUGCAAUCACCCAGGUUCCUUUUGAAAUGUUCCUUAAUACAAUAGUGUAAAAGGUUAAAUAUUUUGCUCCGUUUCCUUUUGUGUGUAAGCGAGCAUCAAUUUAAGCAGCUAGUUUUAGAGAAAAGGUUUACAGAGUUAGGGAUUAAUGCACUUAAAUCUGUUGGCAAGUUAUUAACAAAUUCUAUUUUAUUACUAGAAAUUAUUGCAACCUGCAUUUGGUUCGUAAAAUGCUGAAAUGACAUCUUUGCUGGCAGAGCUAUCAAUUACGUUCUUGUUAAUGGGGAGCAUGCUGGUGAAAAUUAAGAUUACUGUAUUUGAACCUAAAGAAAUCACAGAACAUUUUUGUAAAUAGUGGGAAAUAUAAAAGACAAAAGUAGGUUGAAUCUGAUAGUGAGGUCAUAAGGAUCACAUUGCAAGCAUUUAAGUGCUCUAGAUGCAGAAAAGAUGUAAUUUCUUAAAGGUUUUAAUGAAUGUGUGUAAGUAUACUCAGACACACGCAUGCAAACACCCACAUACACCAGAAAAAUAGCUUUUUACUGUGAGCAAGGGGAUGCAGAUUUGAGCACUUUCUCUUAAAAUUCUCAGUAAUGCUUUAUUUGGCCUUCAUAUUACAGCAGCUUGAAUGGUACGUGUGUGGUGCAGUGCGGAUGUAUUUAUAUUCAGGGAGAUAAAAGACGUUCCUUGUACCAUUUCAGAACUUGAGAUAGUAUUACAUGGAUUUUCUUUUUGCCUCAUCCUGCGACAGCUUUGGUACUGUUCAGUGGCUUCAUGAUGGACAAACUCACCAUAGCAGGCCCCAAACGCUAAUUAAAGAGCAACUUCUUCCACAUCUGAACAUGCUCAGAUAUAUAGUCAGCAGUCCAUAUCAGCAGCAAAUUGUUUAGUAGAAUUACUAGGGACAUAAACAGCAUUUAAAUCUUGACUGCAAAGUACACUUGGCUUCCUUAGACAUCUUUUAUAUAUCUCAUAAUUUAGUAUAAAUAAAAUCUAGUAUUCCUAAAAUAGUAGAGGCCAUGAUCACUUUAUUGCCCUCAAAUCAUUCAAAUGAUCCAAAUAAAAUUCAGAUGUAAUUUCAGGGAAAUGAGAAAUAGCAUACGUACUCUAGUGAGUGCCAAGCAUACCAGAUUUUACUGUAAAGUCAAAAAUACCCAAAACCAAAAGAACUUCAAUAAAAGGAUUAGUCUAACAUAGUUGUGACUGUAUCUAUCUUGUUACCAUUACAAUAUUAAAAUACAUUGCAUUUUGUAUAAAUGUGCUUGGAGUUGGGAAUAUGUUCAAUCAAUAUUUCAAGGUUUUCCUUCAUUUGACCUAGGGAGACUGUUCAUAUAAAUUUUUAUUAUUAUUCGAACCAAUAAUAAUGACAUACUAACCAUGUCUCCAGAUAUUGCAAUUUAAAAACAAAAUUGCAGUCGUGAUGUUUUCCAGUUCGAUGCACAUAGACCUUAAAUUACCAGAACAAAAGGUACAGUUUUUUAAAAUAGAAUUGAUAUGAUUAUUUGAUAAGUUAGCUAAUGACCAAAGACUUAUUGCUGUAAUGGAAAAACCUUACAAGCAAAAUCUAGAAUCAGUUUUUGAAGUACUCCAUAUGACUUAAAAAUACAUAAUGGGUAUGAUUCAAAUUGCACAAUCUGAAAGUAUGUAGAAGGCAACCUCAAAUCAUGGCUUUCAUAAAUGAAUUGGAUAAGGAAAAAUAAAAGUCCUGGUUAUGAGGUAAGGACUGGGGGAAUUGGUCCAGCUGAAAUGUCAUCCACCUCUGCUUUAACCACUUCAGGGUUCUCUUCUAUAAUUCAAAAAAGGGUUUUAGUGGCAUAGUUAUAACAUGCUUAAGCACUAUUCAGAGAUGUAAUCUGAGCUUACAUCUCAGGUAUGUUGAAGGCUAAAUUAAAAACUUUAGGUUUUAAAGUCGUUGGUGUGCAUACACCAAUUUCUGUCACUUAUUUAUCUCUCUAACUUCAAGGCUGCAAAUAAGUGGAUUGAUUUAUCUAGAAUGUGUGCACUUCAACUCAAAUUUGAAAUCAAAACUGCCUGAACUUUAAAUUUAACCAGAUUACAUUUACUAGAAGUAAAUUUCAGUUUGUACUCCAAGCCUUUUAGUAUUGUACGUAAGUCUGUUUAUAUUUUAAAACCAGAGCAGCAAUCUUAAUAACAAAAAGGUACCAAAGAAAACAUAUCGGGACUAUAAACACCCAACAUUUCGGAACAUAUUAAUGAUUCCAUGUUUCCUGUGCCAAAUUCGUACUUUGAUGGUUUUGCCAUUACUCUUCUUACUUAUUCAAAAUGGAUAAGGCCUCCCGCUUCCAACACCCAUCAUUUUAAUAGAUCUUUGAGUAGUUUUAGCGAUUUUAAUACAAAGGAAUAUUCUGAACAGAACAUAAAUUGUCUAUCUUUUGGAUAUGAGGUAUUAGUUUCUAAAUUAUCUUGCCAGAUCACUGAUAGCAAAAAAAAAGUGUUUUUAAUAAAGAUCUGUACCAGCUAAAUGUGGAACUUUGCUGUUUUCCUUGGUUGGAAUUCAGAAACUACAGGAUGAAAUAUUCUGGAAUCAUUAAGGUGAUUUUAAAAAAAAAUUAGUUAAUGAAGUUUCUUCCCGUUUCCCACAUAUACUGUAUUGCAGGAAGUGUACUUUGCAGUUUUUUUGGAAUGCCAGUACAUGGAUGAGUUGCUUGUCCUUUGCCAUACCUUAAUGUAGGUUUAGAGUUGCCGCUUGCUUGUCUAGUUUUGAAUAGGUCUCCUUAUUCCUCGGGAGUGUGAAUUCAUGUUAUAUAUCAUGCUAAAUGGUUAGCCAUGCCUCUGUCUCUGAUAACUGUCAAGCACUUUACUUGGUCCAGUUUAUUCAACUCUAGAUCAGACAAUCCAAAUGCCUUGAGAUUCAGACUAGAUUCAGAGUAGCAGGCAAGAAGAAUAGUGGCUUUUCCAUAUAAUUUUUAAACAUGUGAAGUUAUUGAUGGUAAACUGCAGUUAAACUUCAGCCUUUUCCAGUAAGUGGUGUGUUGAUUGUGGCCAAUAGGACUCAUGUGCCACAUCUUCUGAUUGACUAAAUUAGCAAACAUUCUUGCUUGUGGUCUUGAGAUCGGACAGACUAUGACAGUCUUUUAAAUAUCUUUGAUCUGACUGGCUGCCAAAUUAGUCCAACUAAUAUCUCCACCUUUGUUGUAAAUAUAAUUAAUUAGAAAAUGGAUGUGUAACAUUAAAUUUUGUAAAAGUAUUUUUAUUGUUUUACAAGCAGUAUUUCUGCACUUCCAUUCAGUUUUGUUUUCAGUUCCCUUUUAUGUGGAUCAGACUUAAAAAUCUGAUUUGCAGAUCUGAUCUAAACUCCCUUGUGGUUAUUUAAGUUAGUUCUGUCAUACCAACAUUUUGAACAUCUAUAGCUGUGAAAUAUGGUAAAUGUCACUUAAGUUCACCUGAAGCAAUCCAAAAUUUCCAGCUUUGUAACCAGACUUAUGGCUUACAUAAUCACUUUGCAUUCAUGUAUGUUGGCCCCAUGUGCUAGACCAUAUUUAAGAAGUCAACCAUAAAAGUUUGGAUAGCCACUAAAUUCUGUACAGUGCUGGUAUACACAGUUGACAGAAUACAAAUAAAUGCUGUUUUUUUCCUGAAGUUAUCAACCAGGUUUUGAAUGUUUUCAGCACUCUCUGAAACAAUGUAAAAGUAAAUCCAUGCAUAGUGACAUUUUAACUAAGAACUUAAUGUUCUGAUUAGGAAUGGUGCAAAACUGAAAUCAUAACAUAUUCCUGUGAACCUCUCAUGGCUCCAAACCUAAUGUCAAGGUUAGCAAUUGUAAAAAGUAUUCAUUCACCACUGCGUACAGAUUGCAAACUUAACUCUGACAGAGUUAAAAAGACUAUCUAUUUCUGAGAUUCAGAAAAGCACCAUCUCCUCCUUUUGAACUGGGAGUGCUUCAGCCAUAUCUAAACAAAGUGAUAUUAUGUUGUUCUGAUUAUAGGUGAAGGAGCUGUAGUGGAUAGAGAUCAGGCUCCUUUUAGCACUGCCUAUUUUGCUGCUUGCACUUUAGAGCUUUGGCCAUUUUUAGAACUGCCUCAUAGUGUAAACCUUUCUGCAGAGUUUUUUUUGUGUGGAUCAAAAUAGUAUCAACUGUAUUUGAUUUGGAAAACAUUUUUCGGUAUUCGUAUAUUUUUACUCAUCAAUGGAGGUGAAGCUUGAUAUAAAUACCAUGCAAUAACAUCCCAAUUUGACUAUCUAGGUGCAUCAGCUUUCUUCUUUUUGAGCUAAGGAUUAUUAGCAUUCCUGCUCAACCUUUUAUUAAUGUUUCAGAGGAAAUGAUUGGUUUCUCAGUAAAUACCUCUUCCAGUUACACCUGCUUCAUGAGGUUGAUAACAUUUACUCAGUCAUGGCUUGCAAUAGCCAUUAACCUGCCUGGUGAGGUAGCUUUCUUCACUUUUCAGGAAUAGACCCUCCUCACAGUAAAACUUGCCAUUUAAGCAUGCAGUAAUCGCAAUUUCUUUCCUGCCAAAAUCUUGAGAUAAUCACUUUGUAGCCAUAACCUGUUUAGGUGGGCAAAACAGAGUUUGAGAUGUGGCAAAGUGCUGGUUAUGCAGAUAGAAACAAUUAUUUGUGUAUGGUCAUCAGAGUGACACAUUGCAAUUUGUUAUGCAAACUUAAUUUAGGGAAUAUAGUGGGAUUAGUAUAUGCAAUUUUUAUAAAAGCAAGUGUGGAUUAUUUGUGAAGUUUUCUGCAUGUUUUUUUAAGAAUGCAAGGCUUGUAUCUCCAAACUAAGGAAAUUUGCCUCGUCAUCAGUGUAUUUAUUUACUAAAGCUAGAGAUUGACGUGGUACUGUGCACUGAUGCAUGUUUUUCCAGUUUUGGUUCGUGUGCUGUCCUAUGCAAAAGACUUGAGCCAAAAGAGAUAAAUGUGCUACCUUAAAUAUUUGCCACAUUCCUCAAUCAGUUGCAUUGGGAGUGUAAAAAAUUGUUUCCAUGGAAGUGGUGUUGAAACAAGACUUUCCAUUCUUUAAACAAAUGCUAGAGGAAAGGGAAGAAAUGAGAUAUUUGCACAGUGUGAAUGUGUGAACAAAGUGUGUGUAGGACUGUUUCAAAAAAGAACACAAUGCUAUUUUGUUUGACUAUUAACUUUGCUCACAUGCCUGUCACUGUAAACCUGAAGACAAGGGUAUCAGAACAGUACACUUAUGAUUUCAGUUUAAACCAAUCUCCACAAAAUCUUGUGAUUAGAAGGGACUAAAAGCAGCCGGGCAUUGAAAUUCUGUAGUUAAAUCUUUCUCCUACAGAAAUAAUUCCAAUAACAAUUUAAAAGCUAUUACUGGGUUAUCAAAAUAUUUUUCAAUGUGUGUGGCCUGCAAUGUGUCUAUGCAUGAAAUAUACAAUUCUCACCAAAACUCUUGUGACUAACAAAUCAUUGAUUCUUGUGUACUGUUUACAGCAAGUUUGUCUGAGGUGCUGUGCUUAUUGCACAAGCGAAUGUUUCCAGUUAAAGUUUAAACAAUCCUAUCAACAAUCAGACACGGCUUACGUUUCAGACCAUGGUGUUCAGAAACUGUUAGUACCAGCUCAUAAGGCUCUAACCUCUAAUAUUUGAUGUUUUUGUGCAACAUCUGUAUGUCCCUGGUGUUGAUACAGAGGUUGUGGAAUGAGUUUAUUUGUAAAGUGAAAAAAUAACUGGUAGUUUAUGGAGCCAGUCGAAUUCUUGUAUUAAUGCAUUCUAUAAUCAAGAUGAUUGUAAACUUCCAUAUACUGAUCAGUGAAAUGUAAUUCCUCGAUAUAAUGUAUUUUAAUUGGGAGUUAAUUUGUCGUAGAAAUUUGGAUUAAAUUCACAUAAAAAGGAAGCAUGUUAUGCUUUGCUGAUAUGUGUCUGGAUUUAUGUUAUCCUGUAACACCAAAGAGUAAAAGUGUCCCUAGCUUUUAUAUCAGAAGCUACAUGGUCAAACUGGUCCCAAAGCAGCUUCUGUAGAAGCCACAGCAGACUCCAUUAGUUUGAAAUCUGAUUGUAUGUCAGAGGUCCAGGAAGUUUGAUGAUUGCACAAAUAAUUGUUUCUCAUUCCAAAAUGACCAGUGCAGCAGUUGUUAUAAACUGGCCUCACGCUUUGAAAUACUUAAUUUGCUUCAGUCCUGUGCAUCACUACUUGAUCCAACUAUUUCUGCUGCUGCGUUAGAUUUUAAUCAGGCAUUUUUGUUCUCAGGAAGCUUUUGGAAAUGUAGGCAAGGUGUUUGUAUUAUUCUUCCGUUUUCCAAGAUGAUGCAUUGGAUUUAUGUAAUUAAACAAACAGACACUUUUUAAAAGCAAAUUAUUGAAUGCAUUGCCAGGCACACUCACUGCUUAUCUGGCACCUUUGUGAAAUUUGUGUUAUCAACCGUAGAAUGCUCAACCGUAGUUAAGUCCAUUCAUUAUCACUGGAUAUUCAAUAAAUUGUUUUUUCCUGAUAUAGCGCAGCUAUAUAUUACAUAAUUGUAUUGAAGUUCCUGCUUUAAAAAGUUUAUAAAAAUGUAACAUUGUCCUGUGGCUGAAUCAGACUGAGCUGAUGGAUAUAGAGCCAUUUAUGUAUGCUGGUGUCGUUAUAAAAUACUGCUGAGUGCUGAUUGUGACAAUUCUUUUUCUAAUACUUUGAAUAACUACUGUGAAUAUUUGUAAACUAUCUGCAAGUGGUCAAGCUGCAAUUUAUGUAAACUUUGGCAAACAACACAAUUAAGAUUUCAGCAUUCAUCCUGGGCAUUUCAUUGGGAUUGAGUGUUAAAAGUUACUGCACUGAACAACUAAGUACUAUAUCGAUGCAUGUUUCUUGCACUUUUGUGCCAAGUUAUGAGGCCAAAACCUAUUGCAGAUCUUUCCUGCAUUUAAGGAAUGUGGAGAACGUUUAGAAGGGGAGAGCACAAAAUACCAAUGUGAAAACAAAGGGGAAAGAGCAGUGAAUACUGAACAAUAACGUUGAGGUGUUGUAAACCGUAAAAUUGCAGUUGUUUUCCAUGCAGUUUUAUUGCGAGUUCUAGUUUUGUUUGCAUGUUUGUUUAUUGGUACAACUAAUUGUCUUCCACAGAAACUGUAAUAGUACCUGAUUAGCUUGGAAAGUGUUGCUCAAGUCCAAUGUCUAUCUUGUUUUAAAAACAUUGCUGUAGAGUGAGAUUUUCCAGACUAAAAAUACUAAACAAAGGAGGACCAGUCCAAAUUUGUCUUAUUGCUUUUGCAAUUAGGGCUAUUUUGUUACUACUAAUUACGGGGACAGGAUAACCUCUUUGAUUAGUUCUGCACCAGUUGCCACUUUUCAGUAAUGCAAAAUCGAUGCUGAAAUUGGACUUAGAGGGAAUGGUGUAGCACUCUUACUUUUCAGCAGGCUUACAAUUUGGGUUUGUCUUGAUUGUAUUACGAUUUCUUAAUCUUGAGCAAGGAGGUUUAAGUCACAUUGUAAGUAGACGAGCACUUGAUCAUUUUGAGUACAAAAAUGCUCAGUUAUUUUAUUGCUGAACAAGGAAAUGUAAACAUAGUGCUGUUUUUAGAUUGACAGUGUCACUAUCUUAAAACCUACUAGAAAGAUGCAUUCAAAAGGAAGAAAAAAGUUACCUUAAUGACUAGUGAUUCUGGUCACCUUCAGAACUAUUAGUUCUCUACAUUGAUUUAAUUUUAUCUCCAACAACUUGUCUCUCAACACAACUUAUUAAUGUGCAUAAAUUUCUGCUGGUUUAGCUUAGUCAUUCCUCUUUUUAAAAUCAAGUGCUGAAAAUGUUUUAGAAAUUUUACAAGUGUUGCAGCAAAUGAGGAAAUGAAACUCAUCCAUUUUAAAUAUACCCUUUUAUUGUAUGGUGAAAACGUUAAAAUGUAGACAAUAGAAGAUGCAGUACUGCUAGACCAUUUCUACAACCCAACAUGCAUACAGUAAAAGAGUUCCCGUCCAAAUCCAGAAUACUGUAAAACAGCUUUAAUGCGUUGGGGACUAAACAGUAAUGCAUCUUAUAUUAUGCAAGGAUUUAGACGUGUGAAAUACUUUUGUCAUCUUGGUCAUUCUGCUUGGUGUAUCUUGAAAGGCAUGCUACGAUGUCUUGUAGCAUUUAUCUCCUUUUGGUAAAAUACUGCCUUAUGCUUUAGUGACAAUAAACAAAGCUACUUGAACAAA